CGCCGGACUGACGCCCGCCUUCGCCCGCCAUGGCCGAGAGCGACUGGGACACGGUGACGGUGCUGCGCAAGAAGGGCCCCACGGCCGCCCAGGCCAAGUCCAAGCAGGCUAUCUUAGCGGCACAGAGACGAGGAGAAGAUGUGGAGACUUCCAAGAAAUGGGCUGCUGGCCAGAACAAACAACAUUCUAUCACCAAGAACACAGCCAAGCUGGACCGGGAAACGGAGGAGCUGCACCAUGACAGGGUGACCCUGGAAGUGGGCAAGGUGAUCCAGCAGGGUCGGCAGAGCAAGGGGCUUACACAGAAGGACCUGGCCACGAAAAUCAAUGAGAAGCCACAGGUGAUCGCGGACUAUGAGAGCGGACGGGCCAUACCCAAUAACCAGGUGCUGGGCAAAAUCGAGCGGGCCAUCGGCCUCAAGCUCCGGGGAAAGGACAUUGGAAAGCCCAUCGAGAAGGGGCCUAGGGCGAAAUGAACACAAAGCCUCGAAAUCAGUGCGCUCCAGCUGAUCUCGUUCUGCCGGUUCCCCUUGACCGCCAGCACCGCCGUGGGUCUCCUCACGGCCAAACGGAACAAGG
Messenger RNA from Macaca mulatta (Rhesus monkey), 579 nucleotides. RefSeq names its product endothelial differentiation related factor 1 (gene EDF1). NCBI's taxonomy places the organism in Eukaryota, Metazoa, Chordata, Mammalia, Primates, Cercopithecidae. Gene Ontology annotation, molecular function: DNA binding. The record is from RefSeq and is marked validated. Gene Ontology annotation, cellular component: nucleus.